Medioppia subpectinata is the source of this 1416-nucleotide messenger RNA. NCBI's taxonomy places the organism in Eukaryota, Metazoa, Arthropoda, Arachnida, Sarcoptiformes, Oppiidae. The record is from the annotation of a GenBank genome assembly.
AGUGUUCGACAGAAUAUUCUGUUUGGCUCUCAAUAUAAUGAAGAGAAAUACAAUCGAGUGGUGAAAGCGUGCGCUUUGGACACAGAUUUCAAACUCUUUCCAUACGGCGACCAAACUCUAGUCGGCGAGAGAGGUGUGUUGUUGAGCGGCGGACAGAAGGCCCGCAUAACUCUGGCCCGGGCUCUGUACCACUCGGCAGACAUCUACCUCUUGGACGACCCCUUAAGUGCUGUCGACACACAUGUGGCCAAACAUCUCUUCCAGAAAUGUUGUGUUGAGUACUUGAAAGACAAGGCGACUAUUUUAGUGACGCAUAACAUCCAGUUUCUCAAAGACGCGCAUCAAAUACUUGUGCUCAACGACGGCGAGUGUGUGGCCAUCGGGUCCUACACUCAGCUCAAAGAGCGCGGCAUUGAUCUCAUGUCAUAUCAGAGACAAACCGAUGGACCAAAUGAUAAGAGAGCUAUAAAAAAGAGGACAUCUCUCACACCAUCGAUGGUCUCAUCCCUUAGUGAGGGAUCGGAAGUGACGGACGUUUGCGAACUGACAAAAGCGGACGAACAGGAAGUGAAGGCCGAACACAAAAUGAUUGGAUCCGUUGAGACCAAUGUUUAUAUGGAGUACAUUAAGGCCGGCGCUGGAACUCUGCUCGUUAUUCUGACCAUUUUGUUUUUAAUUGGUUCCCAAGUUUUCAAUCAGGGAAGUAUUUAUUGGUUGAGCUUAUGGACUAAUCACAUGAGAACAAACAAUGUUGAAGUGGAUCAGACAUACAAUAUAAUAAUCUACACGAGUCUAAUGUGUGGUCUGUUUGUGUCGGCCCUGUUGUCCACCAUUUGUUUCUACAUAAUGUGUAUGAGAUCUUCGGUUAAUCUCUAUAACCGAAUAUUCUAUGCAUUAUUGCGAUCACCGAUACAUCUGUUCGAGAGUUCGCCCAUCGCCCGGAGUCCGGUGUACUCUCACGUGAACACAACGCUGUGUGGGCUGACAUCGAUCCGUGCGUUUGGCGCACAGCAUAUGUUUGAGCGUCAGUUUGAAGUCCACCAAAACGACAACACCUCUACAUAUUUCCUAUUUGAGUGCAGUUCGGGAUCACUCGGAGUCUUAAUGGACAGCUUUAGUAUAGUAUAUUUUAGUGCUGUUAUCGCUUAUAUUAUGAUCAGUAGUGACCGUAUUAACGGAGAAAAUGCGGGGCUUUUGUUAACUUCAGGAUUAUCGAUGAUAAGUAUGAUUCAACUCAUUACUCAUUUAUCGUCCGCUACCGAAUCCCAUAUGACUUCUGUCGAGCGAGUGCUCGAAUACAUAGCCAUUAAACCCGAGGCAGAGCUCGAGUCCACUCCCGAUCGGAAACCACCCAAAGAUUGGCCACAAAUGGGAGAAAUAGUGUUCAAAGAUAUGAGUCUUCAAUACAACGAAUCG